Messenger RNA from Suillus fuscotomentosus, 513 nucleotides. RefSeq lists its product as uncharacterized. The record is from RefSeq and is a predicted model, not a curated record. Lineage: Eukaryota; Fungi; Basidiomycota; Agaricomycetes; Boletales; Suillaceae. The transcript has 6 exons. Bases 1 to 513 code for a protein of 170 amino acids.
AUGGUCGAACAGAAUAUCCUCCGCGCCCUUGCACUGGGUUUUGGCUUGGAGGAAGAGUGGUUCUUGAAGUAUCACGAGACGGCAAAUAGUCAGCUGAGGUUACAUCAUUAUCCUAGCAUAUUCUCUGAAUUGCUCGAGACAAACAAGCUGACAAGGAUAUCGGCUCAUACGGAUUUCAACACACUUACAUUCCUCUUUCAAGGCAAGAUAGGAGGACUUGAAGUCGAGGACCCGAAUGAGCCUGGGAAGUAUGUGCCAGUGCCUCCCAUCCCCAACUUGAUCGUUCUCAAUGCGGGGUCGAAUGACACGAUACGGAGUACAAUGCACCGCAUUGUAGCACCGCCGGGUGUGGCAGCAAAGGAUGGCCUGCUUCCGUCCUGGUAUUCUAUGCCCUAUGUAAAUUUGCCGAUUAAUGGUUGGUAUGCACAGGACUUUUCCACAGUCGUUGAUUCGGUCCCUGGUACGUGGACAGCAGAUUAUCCCAAGAAGUAUGAGCCCGUGUCGGUGAGUUAG